Messenger RNA from Ruditapes philippinarum (Manila clam), 2636 nucleotides. RefSeq lists its product as uncharacterized. NCBI's taxonomy places the organism in Eukaryota, Metazoa, Mollusca, Bivalvia, Venerida, Veneridae. Gene Ontology annotation, biological process: anatomical structure development. The record is from RefSeq and is a predicted model, not a curated record. The transcript has 6 exons. Gene Ontology annotation, cellular component: extracellular region; cell surface. The coding region runs from base 248 to 1315 and encodes 355 amino acids. Gene Ontology annotation, molecular function: signaling receptor binding.
GUUCAUGUUUGUGCAAAACUCCACUUUAAGAUUGAUCAUGAUUUUUAAAACGUUUUAAAAAAUAACAAACUGUCCCUGUGUGAAACAAAUGUAUGCAACAAUGAUAAAGAAAUACCCAGACCAUUUACUGAUAAGAAAAAAAAAUCUUCUCCGCUACUUAGAUCCGAAAACUUUCAUAAAACAGUUGGUAAAGGUAUUUCAAUGUGUAAUUUAUUCAUAGUCCUUGUAUUACGUUAAACUACAAGACAUGAAUUGCAUUUUAGUUUAUUUAUUUUAUAUUGGUAUAUUUACAACUGUUAUAACUGCAAAACAAUGUGUGGACACAUAUACUGGUAUACCGUCUAAUUAUCAUGGGUAUAAUCAUGCAUACUGGACCACAUGGGGUCCUUGGAGCUCAUGCGACCAUACUUGCGGUGGUGGAGUAAGAUCCAGAUCCAGAAUUUGUGUACAAAAUUUUUAUUAUGAUAAUGCCGGUUAUAUACAGAGAAAGAAUGGUGAUGAAAAUGAAACAAAUGCAUGCAGCCAAUUUUGUUUGAACCAUGGAGUUUACAGGAAUGGCAAAUGUCAAUGUGCAGCAGGUGUGAAAGGAUAUUGUUGUGAAGUAAAACCGACAUGUCGACCUGAGUGUGAAAACAAUGGAACAUGCAUUGCGGACGAUACCUGUAAAUGUGCUCCAGGAUUUUACGGAAACAGAUGUGAAAUAGCCGGCGAUUCAAACGAAAAGCUUUUGCCGAAGUUAAACCCAACAAUACCGGUUGAUGACUUAUACAAACAACUUUCAUGGUACGAUAGCCCUUCAUAUAACAGUGACAGUGAAGUUUGCUUUGUCAAAAUCCACAUUCAGGACGCUCCAUAUGACACUAUUAUGACAGCUGUAAGUUCAGCUGAUAACGAUGCCACCGUUUUAUUUGGUAACUUUACAGCAGGUCCGAUAGAUUCGUCUGCUGCAAUGAACGGAUCUUCAAGAUUCGCAUGUUUACAAGUCCGUUGUCCGGGAACAUUUACCAACGGCGAUGAGUUCGAAGUACUUGUGAACAUUUCCGUCGAAACAAGAUACAAGCGUUGUCAAAUCAGGGAACAGAGUCAAAGUUUGAUUAAUGUGCACGUGUCAUCAAUUCGUGCUUGUAGUGAUUCUUUCAACAUAGUACUCGAAAACGGCAAGAAAUACGGACCUGCCUAUGGAAUAUAUAUUAACAAUGGGUACCUCGAUAACGCUGUUUACCUGGCAAAAACAACUUGCUACAGCGGUCACAGUUAUGAUUUCGAGCACUUCAAUCCUAGAACUGGAGUGCUAGCAGAAUACAUUUGCUCUUAAAAAUUGGAAUGUGAAGAAACAUGUACAGAAUACAGAGACUCUUGAAAAAAAACUCUAAAUAUACUAAAGUACCAUUUUUUCUUGACAAAGUAUGUUGUUUUUAAUUUCUUUUGGCUAGAUUUAUUUCAGGGAAUGUUACUUUAUCGUUUGCAUCAGGAGAAUACAUUGAUAGUCUGUCAUUUCAAAACAUCACACAUGUAAUGUAUUGAAAUAAACAUUUUUAUCAUCUAACAUUUUGUACGUUUGUCUCUGUAUUUCAUUUACAUAGACGGGCAUUUAACUUAUCAGUUACCAUUAUUUUCACUUUAUAAACAUAUCUACGGAUGUUAACUUUAAUAUUCCAAAUCAUAAAUGCUAUAAAGUUUAUAACAUUGUUUCGGACACUUCUUGAGAACUUAUCUAAUCUGUGUGAAAAUAUUAAAUUUCAAAUAUCCUGUUAAAACGAAAAGAACUUACAGGUUACUAGUAUUUGGUAUCAUUAUCUAAGUAAUAUUAACAACUUAGAAAUCGUAGAAAAAAUAUUUAAAUUCGAGUAUUUUUCAUAAAAGACCAAUUUGAUGUCUUCGUUGAUACAUUUCUACAUUACCCACAAUAACCAUGUAAACAAAUACAUACUUUUAUUGAGAUUAUUUGAAUAAAUGGGUUCAAUCUUGUCUUAGAUUUGCAUAAAUAAUUACGUAAGUUACCGGAAAAACUAAGUAACAAGAUUAAGUUUUUGAAACAUAUAUAACUUUUUCAGAAUAAAUUGAAAUGUCUCGGUUAUACUAAAUAUCGUAAAAUCUUAUUUAUUGGAGCUGCUGUUAGAAAUAAAAGUUCGAACCUAAAAACUAUUCGAUUGCAUUUAAUUGAUAUUAUCAAGGCGGGUUAUGGUCGUUUGACUUACAGUUUGACUUUUGACCGCUGGUCUUCCUUGUAGAUAUUUACUCUAAUUUUUGAUUAUCAGUGGCCAUGCUAUUUCAGUUUCGGGACAUCAUAUUUAUCAAACAUAAGAAUUAUGCAUUGAAUCUUCUUUUUACUAUUUUAAAUAGAGUGAUGAUUUUCCCGUUUUAUGUUGCUUUGGUUGUGAUCACGGUUGGAUAUUAUGGGGGCUGCGUUCUUUAAAGUGUACUUUAUUUCGUUGGUCUUUGGCCUGAUUUUUCAUAAAAAAACACAUACGCAUGAUUUCUUGCAAAAUACAGAUAUUAUUUUCGUGCUUUGUGUCGAUUUUAAAAUUGUUGUAAAUGAUUUUUGUUUUGACCGGUUUGAAAAUUGAAAUUCUAUUCAGAGCUUUUAUAGAACAUAUAUUAUUUUAAAAAAAAUACUUGAUCUUGGGUCAUAUACA